AUGCAGAUUCCUCUGGGGAAGCCUGCAAUAGUCCUCUGGAUGCUGGUCAUCACCUUUUCUGCACUCCCUAAAGGUACCCUUUCCAACAUAAAGAUGGUGGCAUCUGGUCCUAAGGCAGGGAAGGUCUCUGGCUCAUUCUCACUCACCUGCACUAUAGAGGGAACAGCUCUGGACAGCCCUCGAUAUGACUGGAAUUGUGUCCGUCAGACCCCAGGAGGGCACCUGCAAUUUGUAGGCUGGAUCUACCCUUUUGGGAAUAACACAGGCUAUUCCCUAACCUUCCAAGGCCGAGUUACCCUUUCUGCAGAUAAAAUCAAAAGCAAGGUCUCCCUGCAGCUGCAUUCCCUUACAGCCUCGGACACAGCCACCUACUUCUGUGCCAGGCAGCACACAUAUGGUGAGGAAGGUGGGUUUAUUUGACUAUGUGCAAACAGUGUGGCAACAGACAAGCUCGUAUUUGGAACGGGAACAACUUUUUCAGUUGAGCCAAGUAAUCAAAAAGAAUCUGCCCCAGAAGUCAUUGUGCUCAAAUCAGAGAAGCUUAAACAACAUGACAACAAACUGAACACGGCUUGUUUGGCGAGGUCUUUCUACCCUGAGAACAUCAGCCUUGAUGUGCCUGAGAGUGUUGUUUUGUAUGACCUGAAGGCACCUCUGGUCACGGCUGGGGGGAUGUACAGCACCAUGAAGGUCGUUGGAGUGGAGCCAGAUGCAGAGGUGACCUGCAAGGCUACGCACAAAGGGAACAGGAGCAAAGCCAGCACAACUCUGCCAGAAGAGAAAACUGAAGAAUUUGGAACAGUUAAUGAUUGCAGCAUUACAGAUGCUUCUAAAAGAGGUGAUGUCAAAACAAACGCACUCUUCAUGGCUGUUUUGGCUUUGAGAGUCCUGCUGGCAAAGAGCAUCAUCUUCAAUGCACUCAUGAGUAUCAAGCUGUUCCUCUUUCAGGCUAAUCCAGAGCAUCUCAGGUUCUAUUAGAAAUCUGUGGGUUGUUUCAAGUGGCAAAGCACAAAGUCUGGGUAA
This is a messenger RNA of Chiroxiphia lanceolata (lance-tailed manakin), 1023 nucleotides long. Its product is annotated as Ig heavy chain Mem5-like. Gene Ontology annotation, biological process: B cell receptor signaling pathway; positive regulation of B cell activation; phagocytosis, engulfment. Gene Ontology annotation, molecular function: immunoglobulin receptor binding; antigen binding. The transcript has 7 exons. NCBI's taxonomy places the organism in Eukaryota, Metazoa, Chordata, Aves, Passeriformes, Pipridae. The record is from RefSeq and is a predicted model, not a curated record. Gene Ontology annotation, cellular component: external side of plasma membrane; immunoglobulin complex, circulating; blood microparticle.